Molecule: messenger RNA, 3234 nt
Organism: Toxoplasma gondii ME49
Lineage: Eukaryota; Apicomplexa; Conoidasida; Eucoccidiorida; Sarcocystidae
Product: embryo sac development arrest EDA7, putative
Exons: 9
Coding region: 684-2567 (627 amino acids)
Biological process (GO): maturation of SSU-rRNA from tricistronic rRNA transcript (SSU-rRNA, 5.8S rRNA, LSU-rRNA)
Cellular component (GO): nucleolus; 90S preribosome; small-subunit processome
Molecular function (GO): protein binding
Source: RefSeq, a predicted model, not a curated record
GUACUUGUCCUCAGACCACAUCUCUCAAGUUGUCACUCUGUAUGCUUCUCGAGGCUACCAGAGGGCUUUUUCAACGUCGAUGUCGGCCCGGAUUUCGUGUGAAACUCUCGCUUUCCAGCCCUGGCAUUCAAAUUACCCGUCGCACUCAACGGGUACUUCUUUGCCUUUCGCUGCGCCGCAACUCGCGCUAGAUUCUAUACAUACCGAGUGAGAACGUGGCAUCUGUCUCACUCCAGCAUCGUGUCUGUUGCAUCUAUCUAAGUCCUGUUUAAUCGUAAGAACUUUCUGACCGGGACGCGUCGGCGAGAAACGCAUGCACUCUGCCACACUUUCUGCCCACACUGCCUUCGAGUCCGCCGGCAGGGGACGUCGACCAAAUGAGAGCUCGUCUGCGUGUCGCUCUGCGUCGAGUCUCCAGCUUCUUUGCAUGUUGAGCCCAUUUCUCCUCCAUCGAACAAAUUCGGAUGCGCUGUGCGUCUGAGUCUCUCAGUGAAGGGAAGUUUUCUAUACCCCAGUCGUUUUGUCUCAGGGACAGCUCCCUCCAACCAAAGAGUGGGUACUCAUCGGCGUCAAACUGAUAAGAGUGUGUUCUGCAAUUUCUUGUUGGACCCUGCACCGCAAUAACUUCGUGCACAGGCGAGCGCAAGAACGCCUCUUUCACGUCCACAGCUUCUUGAUUCACAAUGGUUUUGGUGACGAGCAACGCCGACAACAACAAAAUCUACAACCUCUCAGGAGGUCGCAGCCGCGCUGCAGACUUUCUUCCUCGCAGGAAGCGGCGCCGCAGAAGAGAGGCGGGCGGAAAAGAAGCCGCUGGACCGGAUGCACAAGAUGUCGAGCUUCUGCAGGAAUUCGAGUUCAAUGUCUCCUCCCAGUGCAUCCGAGUCUCGCCAGAUGGAAAAUUCAUUGCCGCGACCGGUGUGUAUCCUCCAGAGGUCCGCAUGUACGAAGUCGAAUCCAUGGGCUUGAAGUUCCGCCGGGGUCUUGACCACGAAGUUAUCGACUUUCUUUUUCUCAGCGAGGAUUAUCGGAAACUCUUCUUUCUGCAGGCGCAACGUCACAUCGACAUUCACACUCAAGGAGGCACGUACCACCGGCUCCGCAUUCCCCGCGAGGGGCGAGGCCUCUGCUACCUACCCAAUUUGGCUAGUGCAUGCAUUGCCGCGAGCGGGAACGAGGUUUACAUGCUCGACCUCGAAGACGGCUGUUUCCUGACACCCUGGACUACGGCAAGUCCUUCGAAUAACUGCUGCUUCACCUCGACCGUCCUUCCAGUCCUCGCCAUCGGAGGAGAGACCGGCGUAGUCGAGUGCUUCGACCACCGCACCACACAGAGUGCCGCGUCGUUGGACGUGGCUUCACACGUUUCUCCCUUCGGCGACGAGCAAGUACAAGUCACGUGCGGCGCCUUCUCUCCCUCCGGUCUCCAGAUGUGCGUCGGCACAAACACUGGAAGCUGCCUGCUCUACGACCUCCGCAGCCGCCGACCCCUCUGCCACCACUCUCACUACAAUGGUGAGCCGAUCAAACAGGUCUCGUGGAAGCCUGUUGGUUCCCCGGGCAACGACCAGGGCACAGGUCCAGGCGGUGCAUCGCACCACUCGGCGCCGGUUUCCGAAGACAGUGCAGGUCCUCCCUCGUCAGUCUACGAAGCCGAGAGGUCUGCCUCGCAAGGCGACCUAGUCUUAGCCAGUUGCGACGCCGUCAGCAUUCACAUCUGGAGAGAAGGGGAAGAUCCGCGGCAGGGUGCAGCCGACUGGGGUCUGUCUGUGUCCAGCUCGGAAAUCUGCAGCUCGCAAGGCGUCAGGCGCAACUUCCGGUCGAAGAUUCUGUCGACAAUCGAAGCCCCCGUCGCUUCUGUCGAGGAGGAACGGGGGCGGAGUGCCCCUGGGGGCACAGAAAAGCAGACUGGGGGCAUCCGGGACCAACGCGUUGCGACUUUCAACGGCUUCGUGUUCUACGAAAGCUCCGGACUUUGCUUCACUGUGGGUGAACAAAAACGCAUGGGAGUCUACUUCCUUCCGGCAUUGGGUAUUGCUCCAAGGUGGUGCUCCUUCUUGGACACGAUCACAGAGGAGCUGGAGGAAAGCGGAGGCAUUUCCUCGUCCUCAGCGUUCACAGGCACCGCUUCAGGAGAGGUUGCGUCAUCCGUUUACGACGACUAUCGAUUUGUGACGCGCCAGCAGCUGGAACAGAUGGGAGUUCAAGAGCUUAUCGGGACUUCGUAUGUCAAGCGAUACAUGCAUGGGUACUUCUUGGACGCGAAACUUCAUCGGAAGCUCCAGGACGCUCUCGAGCCUUUUGGCUACGAAGAGUAUCGCCGAGAAAAAGUUCGACAGAAAGUGGAAGAGAACAAGAAGAUGCGCAUCGAGAUUCGUCACAAGUUGCCCAAGGCAAACUCUGCCUUGGCAAAAAGGCUGGAGGAGAGUGCCGUCGGACGCGCCUCAGGAGGCACGAAGAAGGAGAGGCAGCAACAAGAGGCCGCCCGCCAGUUGCUCACAGACCAGCGUUUUCAACGUCUGUUCUCCAAUCCAGAUUUCGAGAUCGAGGGGGACGAGGAGCAGUGAGCAUUUUGUUCUGUUUUUUGUCUGUUUCUCGCUCGCGCAGUGCUGUGUACUUUGCUGCUGGAUCUCGCGUUGGUCACGUCCCUGCGUACCUCUACUGACUGUUCUGCUUGUCGCCUGCUGGCUGGCUGUCUUCUGCUUGGCGACUCCACGAAACCCCUUCCGCUUUUCUGAGUCUGUUCACGUUACCGACAAACCCCCUGUAGCUGUGGUGGUUGCUUAGGGCAUAACAUCCCGUUAUAGUUUCCGGUGUACCGGAGCAUUUUUAUACCAACCAUCAGGAUGAAGCACUGACUUCUCGUGUCAUUCCUGCUCCCUGGCACGAAGUGCUAGUGUAGUGGUUUCGACAGGUCGCAGGCUGUCGGUCGUCUUCAGAAGGAAUGUUGAAGCAGCUUGGCGCUGCCCUGUGAGUCGUCAAACGCGUUGCACGUCGGUAUCUGGGCAUAGUGGACACCAGAGACUUAUUCCGACACAACACAUGUUGGGCGACUUCUAGAGAUUCAGGUACAGUCUGCACCUCGGAUACAUUUCUCUUGUUCCCGCCGAACGCGUCCCGCUGUCGCGGCAAGCGAACCUCUGCCUGGGGGCUGAAGACUUUUGGGCAAGGGAAGAGAAGCAGCAAUUCAGUUAUCACAAGGUACCAGGUGCUCCGAAUAGCUCUUUCAGCAAG